AUGUAUCAAAAAGGGAUAAAAAGUGAUAAUGAAUCUUCACCUAUUCCUUUAAAGUCGCAAAAAGAUGGUUGUGUACAAAGAGUACCUUAUGCUUCAGUUAUGGCAACAUUAAUAUGUUUUAUUGGUGUUAUUAUGUUUUCUAUUAUGAUGAUAUGGUCAUUUAAAGCAUCUGUUGAACAGUAUAGAAGAGCAUUACAUAUUGAUAAUUUACCAUGGCUUGAUAAAAUUCAUAUAUUUUUUAUAGUAUUAGCAUCAAUAAUGAUAUUAUUUUCUUUAUAUAUGUUAAUAAUAGGUAUUAUGUCAACGGGAAGUACUAGAGAAGAACUUUAUAAACAAAGUUAUGCAAGAAAAAGUGGUAGAUGUUCAUGUAUUAUAGGAAUGAUUUUAAGUUAUUUAUUAAAUAUAUGUUGGAUUAUCAUAAUAUCUAUAACAGCAAUAUUAUGUUUUAUUUAUUAUAUAUUUUUAAAUUUAUGUGGAACAUUAGAAUCUUAUAAUGAUUCAAAUUGUUUAGAUUUUACAUUAUUCAAAUCAUUACUACAACAAUACACAUCAUCGAAUAUAAUAUUAUGUGGAGGUGAUGUACAACAAUUUUGUGCAUUAUCUAAUUCAGUUUUUCCUUGGUAUAUUGUUGGCUAUAUUGGUAGUGGAAUAGUUUCUUUAAGUCUUACUCAAUUUAUGAUAUGUAAUGCAGCAAAUUAUGCACAUAUAAAUAAUGACAAAAGAUAUCUUGAUAUUAAAGAAGUACUAAUGUAUGAAGGACAAAAAUGUGAUUAUAAUCAGGUAAUGCCUACACAUAAUGGAAACUUUUCAAAAAUAAGAAAUCAAUUUAAUAAAUAUGACAAUAGAAGACUAGGAAGUCAGCAAAUGUUAUAUCAUAAUGAUAAUUUUUAUAAUAGAGUUAAAAACAAUUACUAUAAUAAUGAUGCUCCAUUUACAUCAAUUGAUUAUAAAAAUACUACUUAUGGUAGAAGAUCUUAUCAUUAUGAUUAA
Messenger RNA from Strongyloides ratti, 990 nucleotides. Its product is annotated as M6. The record is from RefSeq and is a predicted model, not a curated record. Gene Ontology annotation, biological process: neuron projection development. Lineage: Eukaryota; Metazoa; Nematoda; Chromadorea; Rhabditida; Strongyloididae. Gene Ontology annotation, cellular component: plasma membrane. The coding region runs from base 1 to 990 and encodes 329 amino acids. The transcript is spliced from 2 exons.